GAGGACCGACACAGGGAAGGAUUUCCCUCACAGCGUGGGGGCCAUUACAAAGGCCCAGCUUGCCGCCAAGCUUAAACAAAUCCGCAUAAAGUACAGGCAUGCGGUGGACACGAAGCGUCGGAGUGGCCAAGGACGUGUUGUGCACAUGUUUUUUGAGCUGUGUGAAGAGGUCUGGGGUGGCUCGCCUGCAACGUGCUCCCUUAGCUCGGGCAUCGAGACGGGGGACCUGGAAGAGUCGUCUUCCGGACCAAGCUCACCCCGGAGUUUGGAGCGUUCCAACGAUUCGCCACCGCCAGAGUCGAGCGAAUCCAGCGGAAGUCUGCCAGCUGCUGCAGUUGUACAGCAUCGCAGGAAUCUGCUCCAGGUGCAGCUGAACGGCCACAGAAGUGACCGCUUGAAAAGAAAACUUCCAGUUGACCAUGCCGUGCAGGAAGACCUGAAACUAAAAAGGAGGAUGGUGGAGCUGAUGGAGCAAAAUCAGAAAACAUCCACCCGCAACGCAGAAAGCUUUGUUCUGAUGAAUGAAAAUAUUCGGGAGGACUUGUCCCUGAUGAGGGAAUUCAUGCAUGCGCAACCCCACAGCAGCAGCGGUGGACAAUUACCGGAACAGUCACCGUACCUGUAUAGAAGGCCACAGCCUGCCUACACACCAAGCCCCUACACACCAAGCCCCUCUGCACCACACCCCUCUGCACCACACCGGCACACGAUGACCCCUGACCCCCCACGAUUGAUCAUCCACAGCCUCCUUACUGGCCUCACAAACAUUGUGGAGGACAAAGCAGGAGUAAAUGACAUGGGGCAGUUCUUCGGUCAGGGCGACGACAGAGGCUCUGGACAUGCGGAAGUUCUCCCUCCAUUCCUCAUCCACGACAACGCCAUUGACAAAAUUGUCCCACCAACUGCUGCUUCUGCCCGGUCUUACCCAAAACCUUCUCCUGGUUGCCCUUCGGGUUAUUCCCCGCGGUACUCUUAG
Messenger RNA from Trematomus bernacchii (emerald rockcod), 976 nucleotides. RefSeq lists its product as uncharacterized. NCBI's taxonomy places the organism in Eukaryota, Metazoa, Chordata, Actinopteri, Perciformes, Nototheniidae. The record is from RefSeq and is a predicted model, not a curated record. The coding region runs from base 146 to 976 and encodes 276 amino acids. The transcript has 4 exons.